Molecule: messenger RNA, 1947 nt
Organism: Physella acuta
Lineage: Eukaryota; Metazoa; Mollusca; Gastropoda; Physidae
Product: rRNA N6-adenosine-methyltransferase ZCCHC4
Biological process (GO): rRNA methylation
Cellular component (GO): nucleolus; cytoplasm
Molecular function (GO): zinc ion binding; nucleic acid binding; rRNA (adenine-N6-)-methyltransferase activity
Source: RefSeq, a predicted model, not a curated record
AUAUAUCGAUAUAGGCCAGAAAUUAACUUUAAACAGCAGUGUCUGAGAGCAAGAUUUGCUAUAUAAACAGCAGCCAUUUGUAAAAUAGAGUGGCUUCCCCCUGAAUCUGGCGCUAAAAGCUUAUAAAAAUAAAACUUAGACAAGAUGGCUGCUAUAGUAAAUGAGCAUGGUUGCAUCUGUUGGAAACAUCGCUAGUCUUCAUUUAUUACGGAAAAGUUUUAAUUCAAUUGUUUAAAAACAGAUUGUUUGAUGUCAUUCUUUAUUAGCCUGCAUUAUGGCUUCCAAACAAGGUAACAUAGAACUGAUCACCCUACAACCACUUGGUCAUGUCCCAAGCUGUCCACAUGGGCCUACACUACUAUUUGAGCGCUGGGAUUACCAGUCUAAAAAACCUCGCAGGUUUUAUGCAUGUUCUGCAUUUCGAGAUAGGAAAGAAUGCAGUUUUUUCCAAUGGGAAGAUGCCCCAUCUAAAAAUCUUAUGUCACUUCAUCAAACAAUGCCACAAUUUUUACACAAAGUUUUAAGAAAAAGAUACAUUAAAUUUAAGAAAUUGCCUAAAAACAAUAGAAAUGUAUGCUGCACUUGUAGUAUGCUGUUAUUAGAUAACGAAGUUACAGAACAUAGAGAAAAGAACCAUGUUAUAAAGAAGAAUGUUUUGCUGAAGGAAUUGAGGUGGCCAUCUUUAUUGUUCACACCACUUGAUGAUAAUAAAACUUUUGCACAAUACUUGUUUUCAAAAUCCACUAUUGACUUUAUCAUAAAAACUUUACAUCAACUUGGCUACAGCCAUAUUCUUUGUGUUGGCACACCUAGAAUACAUGAAGCAGUUCAAAAUAUAAGAAAGUUGGGGGAUAGAUCAAUGUCAUCAAUGUUGUUAGAUCUUGAUGAGCGUUAUGCGCAGUUUUUUCCUCCAGCACUGUUCACAAAGUACAAUAUGUUUAAUCAUCACUUCUUCGAUGCUGAAGGAGAAACAAGAGUGCGACAGUUUGUUGGGGAAGAUGUUGAUCAUGUGAUCCUUAUCACUGACCCACCAUUUGGUGGGAUGGUGGAAGCACUAGCCAGUUCAUUUUUAAAAUUAUCACAGAUGAGAAACAGUUUUAUAAAUGAUGAACAAGAUAGCCUCAUGCCCAUUGUUUGGUUCUUCCCCUACUUCAUGGAAAGCAGGAUAUUAAAGCAGCUUCCAGCUCUAGCAAUGUUAGACUAUAAGGUAGAUUAUGACAAUCACAACCUGUUCAACAACCAACACAAGAAGAAAGGUUCACCUGUUAGAAUUUUUACCAACAUCCCUCAAGCACAGUUUGUUCUGCCACCAGAGGAAGGAUAUUGGUUUUGUCAGUCAUGUAAAAGGUUUUCUUCUCAAGAAAAUAAACACUGUGAAGAUUGUGAUUCAUGCACAUCAAAGGAUGGAACAACAUACACGCACUGUUAUGCAUGUAUGAGAUGUGUAAAAUCUUCUCGUAUCCACUGUCAGAAGUGUAAAAAGUGUGAACUAAAAACUCACGUGUGUGGACAGUCUGUUUCAGCAGGUUGUCACAUCUGUGGGGAUGUGAGCCAUAAAAGAAGAGAGUGUCCCCAGAGAGCUGUUUUAAAUAGUGAAGAUUCAAGAAAUAUCAAAAGGGCUGUAAAAAGAAAACAGAGUGCAUCACCUGCUGCUGGCAGAGUCAAGAAACACAAGAGGAGAUAGCAUGUGUUGUGGGGUGUGUUAGCAUGUGUUGUGGGGUGUGUUAGCAUGUGUUGUGGGGUGUGUUAGCAUGUGUUGUGUUAUUUGUUAACUAGUGAUGUGUGUACAAUUGAUGUGUUAGUGUGUAAGGUAUUUACAAGUGCUGUGUUAGCAUGUAAUAUGUAAGCAAAUUUGUUAGCACAUUAUUAGUUAGCAAGUGUUACAUUAGAAAAAGAGCUGUUGGUAUGUGUAUGUUUAUUCAUGAUUUGAAGAUUAAAGCUGCUGAA